Messenger RNA from Gamsiella multidivaricata, 378 nucleotides. RefSeq lists its product as uncharacterized. The transcript has a single exon. NCBI's taxonomy places the organism in Eukaryota, Fungi, Mortierellomycota, Mortierellomycetes, Mortierellales, Mortierellaceae. Bases 1 to 378 code for a protein of 125 amino acids. The record is from RefSeq and is a predicted model, not a curated record.
AUGGGCAUUGACAUUGGCUUUGAUCUAUUUCCUCCAUUGGAAAACAACGAACACGACCGCUCUAUUUGGGUCUCCUUCAUCGCCGCGGUCGAAUGGGCAUAUGCAUACGACAGCCAAGUAGUCCUAAUGGCCGACAGAAUAGAAUUCGAAGUGGGCGAGCAUCCUACGCUUCCAUACAAAGGCCACCGAUUCAGGAGAUUCAGCUCCAAAAUAUCGGGACGUUCGCAAGCAGAACCCUAUAUACGCCAUGUGCUUUCUAUUGCUGAGUCGCAUUUUGGCAGAAGGGUACACUUCUGGUCUGAGUUUAGAUAUGAAGGAGAACCUGAACCUAUCUACACAUGGCCCGAGGUGUAUGCAGCUCAAGACAAAAGCGAAUAA